AUGGAUGACGACGAUAAUAUAGAUGAUAUUCCUGGCUCGCCUUCUAAAUUCGAUGAGCAAUUCGGUGAAGUAGUGGAUGAAGAGAGAGAUAAAAUCCAAAGGUUGAAUAUGAGACAUCCUCAUUCAUCAACUGCUGUCAGAGAUUAUUUGAAUAAGACUGUAGUUUCAAACUUAAUUGCUGGAAUGAAAAAAUUGGUUAUAGAAAAACCACAAAAUCCUUGUGAAUUUCUAGGUAGAUAUUUGAUUGAACAUUGUGAUCAUAAUCACGUCAAAGAGGAAAAUUUUAAAUAUGAAAAAAAAAAUAUUAUCACACAAGAGAAUAAUAACAAUUUAUCACCACAUAAUGAACAUCAAAAAUCUCAAAGUGAAAGUGAUUCAAGCAUGAUGGACAUCGUGGAUGGAAGUGCUGAUAGCAGUGUCAGCGGUGGUGGCAAUAGUAAUAAAGAUAUAGAUAUUGACAUUAUGAAUUUAAAUUUUCUUACAAAUUAA
Molecule: messenger RNA, 489 nt
Organism: Entrophospora sp. SA101
Lineage: Eukaryota; Fungi; Glomeromycota; Glomeromycetes; Entrophosporales; Entrophosporaceae
Source: the annotation of a GenBank genome assembly